UUUAUUAUGCUUCUUUUGAUAAAAAGAUUUAAUUUAUUAUCAAAAUUUCUUUAAUAUUUUUGUUUUUAUUCAAAUAAAUAAAAUAUGACAGACAUAGAAGAAAGCUUAGAUAAGUAUUAUGAGGAUAGCGAUGAAGAUGAUAAAAAAAGCUAAAAAUCUGAUGAAAGUGAUGCUAGUGUGAAGGCUUUGAAAAGAAAACUCGAAGCCCUCAAGAAUAACGAAAUGGAUCCAGAUGAAGCUGAAAAAAGAUAUCAAGAAGAUUUAAAGUAGGCAAGAUUGCUGAAAUAGCAAAAAGAAUAAUAAAAGGAAGAGUAAAAAAAAUAAAAAAGCAUCAAAAAACAAGAAGAGCAAGCUUAUGAAAAUGAUUUUGGUAGUGAUGAAGAAUAGCCAAAAAAAAUAAACAGUAAAUAGAAAGUGGAAGAAGUGGAGGAGGAUUAUGAGGAUAAAUUUGAGUUAGAAUCUAAUUCUUUUAGUAUUCGCUCUAAGUAAUCAAUAAGAAGCUUAAAAGUAGAAGAUGAAGAUAACAAUUAUUAUACUUUAAAAUAAUCGAAGUAAGAAAGUACUUAAAAGCCUGCAUCAAAUCAAAAAAUACCUUCUCAAACUAAAACUCCUUCUGUUUAAUUUAAAGAUAAUUUAAAAAAGCCAAGCAAUGCGGCUGCAGCAGCGGCCCCUCCUCCAAAGACGAUUUAAAAAUCAGUAGCGCCAAGACCUUAAUCAGCUAAAUAAGCUCCAUUAAAUACAGUCAAAUAGGAUUCUAAAAAAUAACUUCCUUCUGUCAAUGGAGUAGAUUCCAAACAGAGUAAACCAAUAAUAAAAGAAUCUAAAACACCUGCACCAACUAAAAAAUAAUAAGUAGAUUAGCCUAAAAAAGCCUCUGCUACUCCUAGUCAAACAAAGUUAACUCAACAUUAGUUGGAUUUGUAAAAGAAAAAAAUAGAAAAUGAAGAAAGUGAAAAAAAAUUAGAAAAAAAACCUAAAUUACCUAAUAUUUAAUCAAAAACUCUUAAAGUUAAUAACUUUAUGAAAGAUAAAAAUGAAGACCAAAAGAAAUCUUCUGAUAAUAAAAAACAAGAAGAUAAACCAGUAGAAAGAAAACCAAAGGAUGAACUAGAUGAAGAUAUUUUUGGAGAAACUGAAAAAGAAGAAGGUGAUUAAGCACUUGCAUAAAAUUAAGAUGAAGAAGAAGAAAGUGAGGAAACUAAAAAACUUAAAGAAAAAUAACUUAGAUAACAAAUACUUAAGGACUAGAAAGAAAAAAGAAAGAAUUAACUAGAUAAUUAAUUGGAUAAUGUUAAGUAAAUACUAAAAAAUCAUGAAUAAAAAUAGAAAGAGUUGUAAGAAAAAGAAGAUUAGCUUUACAUUAGAGAAGCUGUAGAAAAAAUAAAGUAAAAAAAGUCUAAAUAAAAUCUGACAUAUGAAAACGAAGAGUCUAAUUGGGUCGAUAUCACAAGGAAAGAUUACUAGAAAAAUGAAAAUGAAGACAGAGUUUAGUAAUAGGAAAAAUUUAGAUAGUAAAUGCUUAAAAACCUUAAGACUGAAGAAGAAAACUUAAAGAAAAAGAAAACAAUGGAACAAAUUUAAUCAAGGGUAUCAACAAGAAAUGAGAUUAAAGAAAAGAAUUGGGAUGGGAAUUUAGCUUCAAAGAAAGGAACUUUAAAUGAAAUUUCAAAAAUUGAAUCAGAAAAAAAUGAGAUUGCAAGAGAGAACGAGUUUGUCUCUUAAAUGAAAAAAAUUGAAAGGAAAAAGUAUUUAGAGCAACUUGAAAUUGAGAAAAUGCAAAAGAAGAAAGCCCAGGAGUUUGUUAAAGAAGGUUAAGACAAUCUUAAGAAAGGUAACAAAGCUCUUGAAAAUAUUGAAAAGAUUCUCAAAGAAAAAGAUGAAAAGAAGUAGAAAGAAAAAGAAAAGAAUUAUCAGUACGAGGAACAGCAAAAGGAGAAAUAACUAAACGAUCAAGUAGAAAUUAAAAAGCUAAAGGUUAUACUGAAGUAAUUAAUAGAAGAAAACAAGUAGAUUUAAGCUGCUUUAGCUAAGCAAAAAGAAAAGUAGCAAAAGAAUCAAGAAUAAAUCAAUUCCAUCAAAAAUAAGAGUGGUGUUGUUGUCUUAGGAGAUAACAAAUUUACUUCAUUUGGAUUGGUACCUGCACUAAAUAAAAAAUAGGAACUAACUGAUAUCUCUACUAAUGAUGAGGAAUCAGUUAGUAUGCUUGAUAAAAUCAAUGACUAAGAAAAGAGGUAUCUUACUUAACUAACUGUUAUUGAAUUAAUUGUUUAAAAAAUUACAGAUCAAGGCUUAACUUUGUCUGAUAUUUUUUCAUUGCUUGAUGUGAAUAAAGAUGGUAUAUUAACCAUAGAAGAAAUUGAAUAAAAUAUGAGCAAACUUGAUUUAGAUUUAACUGAAGAAGAAAUUUAAGAAAUUCUCAAGAUUAUAGACUCAAACAAAGAUGGUGUCAUUAAUGAAUUCGAAUUUGUUAAAAAUUUAGAAGCAUAAUAUUAAAGCUAAAAGGAGUAUAAUAGAGUUAUGGGAGAGCUAAAAGAUAUUUAGAAUCCUAUUGUAUUAUAAGAAAGAAUUUUAGACUUAGAAGUCAGAUAGAGAGUAGUUAUUAAAUGUAUAAAGAAAGAAGAGGAAAAAGAAAUAGGAAAAGGACCUGAAUAUCAAAAAUAUUUAGAGAAAUUAAAGAAGUAGGAAGAAGUUUUUGAAAAAAGAUAGAAAUUUAGAAAGUAAGGUAAGGACAUGACUGAAUUAACUGCUAAGGCUGGGUAAUUAAAAUUACAACAGAAGAAGCUAGAAGAUGAAAAAGAAAUGCUAGUAAUAAUGCAAAGAGAAAGAAUGGAAGCUAUUUAGGAAAAUAUUGGUAAGCUCACUGAGGAACUAAUGCAAAUGAGUGAGAUCGUUAUUAAAGCAAAGAAUAUAGUUGAUAAAGAGAGAAAUGAUUACUAAAAAUUAGUUAUUAAGCAAGUUGCAAUAGAUAGGCUGUAAGAAUAAGUUGAUGAUUAACGUAGAUAAAAAGAAAUUGAAUAAUAAAAAUAAGCUUAAAAGUUCUAGAAUAAUAUAAGAUAGAAAGCUAAAAAUAUAUAAUAUUAGCAACAAUAAAAGUUAUCUGUAUAAAAUGUAGUUGGAGCAACUAUUUUGCUACAAAAAAUAUAUAGAGGAUGGAAAUCAAGAGUGCAAGCAAAAAAAUAAAAAGAAAAGUUGAUGAGAGCUUGCACCUUCAUAUAAGUUUAUUUUAAAUGGUACCAUAAAAAGAAGAAAACAAGAAACUUUGUAUCAAAGUUAAAUGAUCUAGUACGUAGACGUAAAAUACUAGCACUAAAACUUCUUUAGACAGUAUUUUGCCAUAUGCAAAAUAAAUUAGCUCCUAAAGUUGCACUAAUUGCCUUAAAGCAGUUGCUAACUAGAGAAGAAUACAGUUUCAUAGAUUAAAGAUAAGCAAAAAUUUAACAGUAUAUUAAUAGAUAGAAAUAAGCUAAGCCUGUAGAGGAUGAUGUAUUUGGCCAAGAAGAAUAAGAAAAAGGAGUAAACAGCAGUUCUAUGCAGUAGCAUUAAUAACCUGCUUACGAAUAAAAAAUAAAAUAAGGUGCAAAAGAUGUUAAAGAAUUAUUUAGAGCACAAGAACUGCCAGCCAUCAUUACAAUAUAACGUGGAAUUAGAAAACUUUAAAAUGUUAUUGGUCUAAAUUCCAAAAACAAAAUUACCUUUACUAUGGGUGAUAUCUCUCCAGUUUGUAGAAUUUGCUAAGUUAACUAAGUAUAAAUUUUAUGUAGAAGCUGUGAAUAAUGUGUCUUUUGUAAGUCUUGCUAUGAAAAAUACCACAAAUCUUACCAUAGAAAGAACCAUCGUUUUUAUGAUAUAAAUACUGCAAACUAUACUGAUUUUGAUACUGGAUAUGAUAAAGAAAAAGUAUAUAAUGUGCUCAAAGACUAUUUAGAUGAAUUAUAAAAACUAUUCUCUAUCGAUUUUAAUACUGGAUAUAUUCCACUUGAAUAAGUUAUUACAUUCUACUAAUAAAAAAUACAUAUUUUUUCUUAAAAUAAAAAUUUAUUUUAAUAAGCAUGCAAGUAUGCUGAACGUUAUGUUGAAAAAGAUAACGUUGUUUUGAAAUCUUUUCAAGAGCAAAGUUUUGAACAAAAGUAUGAUCCUUCUAAAAAGUAUAUUGAUCACAAUAUGUUCAUUAGAAGUUUUCUUUAAUUUAAUAAAGCAUCACAUGAUUGA
Molecule: messenger RNA, 4209 nt
Organism: Tetrahymena thermophila SB210
Lineage: Eukaryota; Ciliophora; Oligohymenophorea; Hymenostomatida; Tetrahymenidae
Product: EF-hand protein
Exons: 6
Molecular function (GO): calcium ion binding; protein binding
Source: RefSeq, a predicted model, not a curated record